AUGCAAGCUCAAGUUUCGCUCAAUGACACCGAUUAUCACGUGAAUGCCCAUUGUACCCGCGCAAAAUCACUAGACCAAACCUUCCACGACAGCAUUAUCGCGGAAGAACUAAGAACCGAGCAAGCCGUACGUUUUGAUGGAUGGAUGUCCUCAAAACCGAUUGGUGAUUUGCCGAUACCAGCAACUUCUAAUUGUCGACCCGGUUCAGCUCGCGCGAGGACUACGGAUACGAAUGAUGCUGUUCAAUUGGCUCAUGAAUUGUUUCAGGAGCUUGCAUCGCAGUGUAGAACGGUAAUUGCUUGUCGACUUAGCCCCAUGCAAAAGGCUCAAGUGGUUAGUUUGAUGAAGGCAUCUCCUGGUGCACUCCUCACAUUUGCUGUAGGAGACGGCGGCAAUGAUGUCAGUAUGAUUCAAGAGGCUCAUGUUGGUAUCGGCAUUUAUGGACACGAAGGAUUGCAAGCUGUCCGGGCUGCAGAUUUUGCUAUUGCCACGUUUCUUCAUCUCUCUCGACUUUUGCUUGUGCAUGGGCGUUGGAACCAUCGACGAGUAGCUCGGGUUAUCUUGUUUUCGUUUUACAAGAACGUGGCUUUGAUCAUGACGUUAUUUCUUUACAACGAGUUCUCGGGACAAACAAUGUACGAGUCUUACCUGAUGGUUGGAUGGAAUGUACUGUACACGGUCCUACCGAUUUUCGUGCUUGGAAUCACUGAUGAGGAUAUUCGGGAUAGUGCUGUGCUUCGCUUUCCAUUUGUAUAUCGAAUAUCUCUCAGGAAAUGCGAACUAAGCAUUCAACGACUGGGUGUAGCGGUCGUGAACGCGCUGUUUCAUUCUUGUCUGGUGUUUUUCUUUGUGUCGAAAACGGUGAGUGGAGUGUCGUCAAAGUCAAGUCUUGCUAACGGCUUGUUUCCGGAUGGAACUGCUGUCUACGGAGCAUUGAUAAUCACUGUGACGUUAAAAGCUUCUCUCCACAUGCAAUGCUUAUAUCGCUGGACGCGAGCUCACUACAUCUCUCUCUUUGGAAAAUUUGUAGCCUACAUUUUGUUUGUAGUGUCAUACUCGCAAGCGUACCGAAUAUUUCCAGACUUUGACGUGUUUCGCGAUUUCCACGGUCUAGCACAAAUGCUUUCCACGGAGAUGCUCAAUGACAUCAUUCGUGAGAUUGAUAGUGGAUUUGGCGAUCACCCUGCUGUACUUGUUCGCAACACCGAUAGCUCUACUGCCAAUAUCCAUGCAACAAAGGUAGUCUAUAGUUCAUACGGUCGUCAACACUUUCGCGAUUUUGACCAACCUUCCGAGUACGAUGAAUUAUCGAAACAACUUGUCUCGAUACAGCGUGAUUUUGCUCGGGAGAUUGAACACCUCGACGAUUGCGUGCAAGAAGAUUACGUGCAUAGCUCACGAGCAUUACGUCUGCAGCCACCCGUGCACCCUGUGACCUUGGAGUUUAUGGGUGACGAACAUCAAAGUUUUGAAGGGAAGUACGAAAUCACAUUUGCCUUUUGUGAGCGAAGUCGUGUGAUGUUAUGCUUGAAAGUGAUGGCAUUCAUGACGCCACUUUAUGCAGCUUACGAACUGUUGUGGGAACAUGAAUCGAUGUACAUUUGGAUUCGCGUGGGAUACUUUGCUGCGAUUCUCUUGCCUUACUGCAUCGUUGGAAUGGUCCUUACGCUCACAAUCUCAGACACGGGUAAAUUGGCUGCUGCACUGUAUCCAGUUGGGCUAUUUGUGGUCAUUCGCGUCAAGUUUCUUCAUGCACUGCUGCUCUCACUGUACAAUUUUGCCUUCUACAUGCUCUCGGAUCGACUGUGCUCAGUGAAUUACAGCAACAGUGUCGAUUUGUCGGAUCGUAUACUCUUUGCGCUCUACUUGGUGUUUGUCAUCACUUUUGAGGCCUAG
Peronospora belbahrii is the source of this 1896-nucleotide messenger RNA. NCBI's taxonomy places the organism in Eukaryota, Oomycota, Peronosporomycetes, Peronosporales, Peronosporaceae. The record is from the annotation of a GenBank genome assembly.